Fonsecaea nubica is the source of this 561-nucleotide messenger RNA. RefSeq lists its product as hypothetical. Bases 1 to 561 code for a protein of 186 amino acids. The transcript has 5 exons. Lineage: Eukaryota; Fungi; Ascomycota; Eurotiomycetes; Chaetothyriales; Herpotrichiellaceae. The record is from RefSeq and is a predicted model, not a curated record.
AUGAAAGCAUCUGCGGUGGUCAUGACAACCCUGUUGGCCGGUGCUGUUCUUGCCCUACCAACAGCGCCAGCACCAGUCGACUCUUCCAACCGCCUGGCAACUCGUGACACGAAUAUUGAUGCGUUGAGAGCGAUUCAUUAUGCCGGGGGGGCGGGACAGUCCCUCGAUAUCAGGGAUGAUCCGGAUACCACUGAUGGGGAAGACACAGACGAUCUCGAAAGCGACACAGAUGACGAGCGCCGGAAAGGAAAACUUACGCGAGCUGUUCAGAAGCGGUCUGAGCGGAGAUCCAGCUCUUCCUCGUUUACAAAGAAAGACAAGAGACGUCCAGAUGAUACAGACAGCGAGCAUAGUGACGGAAUCGACAGUGACAAUGACAGUGAUAGCGAUGAUGACAAGAAACACCGCAAGCGAGCCGUGGACGUCAAAAAGGCAAGACGGGCAAAUCGUACUAGACGCACCGCCAACAACAAGAAACGCGAUGAUGAUACCACCGACAACGAUAGCCCGACUGAUGGCGAGGAUAGUCAUAAUGACCACACUGCCAGCGACACUGACUAA